UUUGUUUCAAAACUCACCAUGGAUCAGUUUCGAGGUUUAUUUGCUAAACUGGAUAAAAACGAGGAUGGAUUCAUAUCAGUGUCGGAGCUCAAAGACGAAAUGAGGAAGCAUGGAAUCCUGUCAGCGGAUGGAAAGGUCCAGAAUAUAGUCGAUUCUUAUGACAAAGACAAAGAUGGCCUGUUGGAUUAUAAAGAGUUCCUCAGCUACAUGAUGGACAGGGAGAGGAAAUGGAAAAUUCACUUUCAUGACCUUGACAAGAACAAGUGUGGGGAGAUUGACCAGGAGGACAUCAUAUGUUUGUUUAAGGAGUUAGGAGUGGUCAUAUCAAAGCCGAAUGCAAAACAAAUUAUUCAAAUGAUGGAUAAGGACAGUUCGAUGACGGUGGACUGGGGGGAGUUCCUGCACUAUGUCAUCCUCAACCCUGUGGACAACAUCGGGGAGCUGGUGUCGUCAUGGAAACACAGCCUGGUUUUCGAUGUGGGUGAGAGUCGUGCGAUGCCCAUCGAGUUCCCCGAAGAGGCCUCAGGUUUUGGUGCAUGGAGGACGUUUGUUCUCGCAGCGGGUUUGGCAGAUGCUGUAUCUCGAACCGUGACGGCACCCAUUGACCGCCUCAAGACCCAACUCCAGGUUCGUGGAUCCAAAGCUUUCUCCCAGGGCUUCCAAGAGAUGAGGGCAGGUGGUGUGCGGUCGAUGUGGCAAGGCAACACCGUCAACGUGCUGAAAGGAACGCCACAGUCGACGCUGCAGUGUCUCAUCUACGCCCAGAUGAAGGCAUCCACCCAGAGCAGCACACAGGAGACUCUCUCGGUGCAGCAGCGUUUCGGCUUGGGUUGCGUCUCCGGCGCUGCCGCUCACGCUGCCUUCUACCCUUUAGAGGUGCUGAAGGUGAGGUUGAACUUGCAGCAAGCUGGCACCUACCAUGGUGUUGUGGCAUGUGCUCGAUCUAUUUACAGACACGAGUCACUGUCUGCCUUUUACAGAGGAUUCAAGCCAAGCGUCCUCUGCAUGAUCCCCUACGCAGGUGUGGAGUGUGCAGUUCAUCAGUCAAUCAUGAACUGGGCCAAGAGUGAUCCAGCUUACAACAGUGACUCCAAACUGUUUUUCUUCAGUUUUGUGGCUUUUGCCUCAGCACAAAUGACCAGUUACCCUCUGGCAGUGAUCCGGACUCAGCAGCAAGCACAAGCUUUGAGCUCAGAUUCACGUCCAGCUUCAGGUGUAUUGCAAGGACUGAUAGGGAUAUAUGAACAACGUGGAAUUAAAGGAUAUUAUAAUGGAAUGGGAGCCAGCUUCGUCAGAGCUCUACCAUGUGCUCUGAUUAACUACACUUUAACUAGAAAAUUUGAAAAUCUGGUUUCCUCAAUGGAGCCUUGAGAUUUAGCAAAGAGGUAGCUUUGUUUUGGAACACAUAGAAAACUGUGAACUCUUAUGAAUGGUAACUAAGGGAAAACAUAAUCCUGGAAAACCUGGGAAAAUAGCUGAAGAAAUGUAAUUAUCAUGUGAUCCAAUCUUUAAUAAGUCAGUAGGCCUACUUUUUUUUAAAGCUUAAAUUAAGUGAAUGAAUAGCUACCGACCAAAAGAAUGAGACAUUUAAAAAAAGAAA
Pseudoliparis swirei is the source of this 1600-nucleotide messenger RNA. It is a transcript of the gene slc25a24l, whose product is annotated as solute carrier family 25 member 24, like. The coding region runs from base 19 to 1371 and encodes 450 amino acids. The transcript has 10 exons. The record is from RefSeq and is a predicted model, not a curated record. Gene Ontology annotation, molecular function: calcium ion binding; ATP transmembrane transporter activity. NCBI's taxonomy places the organism in Eukaryota, Metazoa, Chordata, Actinopteri, Perciformes, Liparidae. Gene Ontology annotation, biological process: transmembrane transport.